Aureobasidium namibiae CBS 147.97 is the source of this 2193-nucleotide messenger RNA. RefSeq names its product DNA replication licensing factor mcm5. The transcript has a single exon. Gene Ontology annotation, cellular component: nucleus; MCM complex. The record is from RefSeq and is a predicted model, not a curated record. The coding region runs from base 1 to 2193 and encodes 730 amino acids. Gene Ontology annotation, molecular function: single-stranded DNA helicase activity; ATP binding; 3'-5' DNA helicase activity. Lineage: Eukaryota; Fungi; Ascomycota; Dothideomycetes; Dothideales; Saccotheciaceae. Gene Ontology annotation, biological process: double-strand break repair via break-induced replication; DNA replication; DNA replication initiation.
AUGGAUAGAGAGUCCGUCUACACCUUGUCCGUCUUCCCAGAGGACCGCAGCCAGACGGCUUCGGAUUCGCGCGCCGCUGUACAAGAACAGAUUGUCGACUUUAUCAUGACAUUUCACAUCGACGGCACCUACAUAUACAGAGACCAGAUCCACCAGAACGUCAACUCUAAACACUACUAUUGCGACGUCAACUAUGAUCACAUCAACAACCCCAACCCGCCACUCGCCCACCGCUUGAAGAAUGAGCCUGCCGACAUCAUUCCGCUGUUCGAGGCCGCCCUCAAGCACUGUGCUCAGCGCAUCGUCUACCCUUCGCAGCGCAACAUCUCUCUACCGCCAUUCCAGCUCUUGCUCCACUCGACCGACUCGCACACCUCCAUCCGUGGCCUGACCGCUACUCACGUCUCCCGACUCGUUCGCAUCCCUGGCAUUGUCAUUGGAGCCAGCACCCUUUCCUCAAAAGCAACCCUCUUGCAUAUCCAAUGCCGCAACUGCCAGCACUCACAGAACAUAUCCGUUUUGUCUGGCUUCUCUGGUCUCACUCUGCCCCGUACAUGUGCUCGCGCCUCGCAACCCGGCGAAGACUCGACAAACUGUCCCCUGGACCCUUACUUUGUCGUCCACGAAAAAUGCCACUUCAUCGAUCAGCAGGUCAUCAAGUUGCAGGAAGCUCCCGAUGAUGUACCAGUCGGUGAAUUGCCUCGUCACAUCCACAUCUCAGCAGACCGAUACCUGACCAAUCGUCUCGUCCCCGGUUCGCGAUGCACAGUCACCGGUGUCUUCAGCACAUAUCAAUCAAAGGCCAAGGGCUCGGGCGCCGCUGUCGCAAUCCGUACUCCAUAUCUUCGUGCCGUUGGUAUUCAGUCCGAUGUUGACCACACAGCCAAAGGUGGUGCUCAUUUCACAGAAGAGGAGGAACAAGAAUUCCUCGAGAUGAGCAGGAGGCCUGACCUAUACGAACGCUUUGCCGAGUGUAUCGCCCCCUCCAUCUACGGCAACAAGGAUAUCAAAAAGGCAAUUACCUGCUUACUCAUGGGUGGUAGCAAGAAGAUUCUGCCCGACGGCAUGAAGCUUCGUGGUGAUAUCAACGUCCUACUCCUCGGUGAUCCUGGUACCGCAAAAUCCCAACUACUCAAGUUCGUCGAGAAAGCUGCUCCCAUUGCCAUCUACACUUCCGGAAAAGGUUCCUCUGCAGCUGGUUUGACCGCCUCGGUCCAGCGCGACCAAAACUCUCGCGAAUUCUACCUGGAAGGUGGUGCCAUGGUGUUGGCAGACGGUGGUGUAGUCUGUAUCGAUGAAUUCGACAAGAUGCGAGACGAAGAUCGUGUAGCCAUCCACGAAGCUAUGGAACAACAGACUAUUUCGAUCGCAAAGGCUGGUAUCACGACCAUUCUCAACGCUCGAACUUCCGUGCUCGCAGCUGCCAACCCCAUCUUCGGACGCUACGAUGAUCUCAAAUCUCCUGGCGAAAACAUCGACUUCCAAACCACUAUUCUGAGUAGAUUCGAUCUCAUCUUCAUUGUCAGGGACGAGCACGACCGUGGCCGCGAUGAGCGCAUCGCAAAGCACGUCAUGGGAAUUCACAUGGGCGGCAAUGGUAACCAAGACCAACAACCUGUGUCGUCUAUCCCUGUUGAGAAGAUGAAGCGCUACAUCAGCUACUGCAAGUCGCGUUGCGCGCCUCGUCUAUCACCCGAGGCCGCCGAAAAGUUAUCUUCGCAUUUUGUCAGUAUCAGAAGACAAGUCGCCCAGGCCGAAGCAUCUGCCAACCAACGUUCGAGUAUCCCGAUCACUGUCAGACAGUUGGAAUCACUUGUUCGUAUCACCGAAGCCUUGGCCAAGAUUUCCCUGUCACCUAUCGCCACAGAACACCACGUCGACGAAGCAAUCCGCCUGUUCCUGGGCAGUACCAUGGACGCCGUCCUCUCACAGAACGGCGAAUCCAACGCUGCCAAUGCAGCCGGCAUCUCGGGCAACCGCGAGCUUGUCGACGAGAUCGCAAAAGUCGAAGACGAGUUGCGAAAGCGCUUGCCAAUCGGCUACACAGCAAGUCUGACUACAUUGAGACGCGAAAUCGUGGAUAGGAAGAAUUACUCCGAACAAGCACUCAACAGGGCUAUCUGGGCAUUGCAAAAGAGAGACAGCAUACAACUUCGCAAGGGCGGUGCCCAAGUUUACAGAAGUGGUGUCUAA